Messenger RNA from Chiroxiphia lanceolata (lance-tailed manakin), 8595 nucleotides. RefSeq names its product ArfGAP with RhoGAP domain, ankyrin repeat and PH domain 2 (gene ARAP2). Gene Ontology annotation, biological process: signal transduction; positive regulation of GTPase activity. The coding region runs from base 414 to 5486 and encodes 1690 amino acids. The transcript is spliced from 34 exons. The record is from RefSeq and is a predicted model, not a curated record. Lineage: Eukaryota; Metazoa; Chordata; Aves; Passeriformes; Pipridae. Gene Ontology annotation, molecular function: protein binding; GTPase activator activity; phosphatidylinositol-3,4,5-trisphosphate binding.
GGGUGUGGAGCCAGGCAGGCAGGAAGGAAGGAAGGAAGGAAAGAAAACUAGCAAAGAUAGAGAAGGACCAGGGUGGCGGAGGGAGAACAGAAAGCCAAAGCAAUCGGAAGCCCUGCGCUUCCUCCUCUCGCCGUCGCCGCUGGUCUUUGCCAAAGGCCUGUUAGUCUUGUCAGUUUUUAUGGAGUCAGUUACAACUGGAAGAUGAAAUUCACUACUUGCAGAUUUCAUUCUGCUCCAUGCGUUUAAAAAAAAUAAGUUUGAACUGAAGAAACUUGAAGAGGUGUCUUGAAGAAACUUAUAUUCUCUGCUGGCUGGCUGUCAUCAAAUUUAAGAGAGCUUUCUUGCUGGUGAACAUGCGCACACCCUGACACUAUUUGUACAUGACUGUGUAGGGCAAUAUUCGAUAUGAAGUCAUGUCAUCCACAAGCAAUGACACUGAUAUUGAAGAAUUUUUGGUCAAUAUUAACCUUGGACAGUAUAUUCCUAACUUUAAAGAAUAUGGCUAUAACAUUGUGACAGAUUGCGUGGGAAUAAAUAACAGUGUACUUCAACAAAUGGGAGUGUUACCUACAGGGCAUCGCAGAAGGAUUCUUAAGCAAUUAGACAGCAGUCUUUCAAAAAUUCAAGGAAAUACUCUUUUCUGUGAAAAUCUAAAAUUCAAAGACUUGAAAGGUUUAGAAGAGAAGCAACAUUUGUCCUUGGAUCAGGAGUCUCCAGUAAGCAAUUCAGGUGUAGAUGGCACUGGCUUGAUAGCUGCAACACUGUCAGAACGACUUCUUAAUAAAACUUAUAUUAAAAAGGAAAAGUUUGACCUUGUGGAGCAAAAUUUAAUGGAGGCAAAUGAUGAUAGCUUUACAAAUCUGGAUUUUUCUCCUUUAUACCAGAAUUCAGACAGCAUACUUAAAACUGUCAGUCAAACUGGAAGUAUUAAAAUGAAUUCUCAGCCAGAUGCAUCACGGAAAGAAGCUGCUGCAUACCAAACUGUUGAGGACUUGACUGGCUGUUUGGUAUUUCGUGAUCAUCCUUCUUCAUUUGCUCAUUCAUGUGAGACAAAACACAAGGAAAACCAGCAUCUGAGAUGUGCAGAUGAGAGUGAUUUAUCUGAUAGUAAGCCAGAUUCUCCAUUCUAUAAGUUUAAAGGAGAAAUGACAGACAAUGACUUAUAUGAUUCCUGUACACUAAACUGCAUGAAAGUAUUUCCAAGAGCAAGCCGAUCUUUUAUCUUAAGGCAUCGACCUGUACCAGAAAUUCCUGAAUCCAAUAAAGUUCAAGCUUCAUCAAGCUCCCUUCAGAGAAGAAGAAAUGUGGACCUUGUAAAUAUUUCUUGCACUGGGAGGCAACUUCCACAAAGCAAAACUUGCAUAGAAGAAAAGCCAACCAUCAUCUCUCCAUAUGGGGAAACCUUUAUUUGUGACAACCCUAAAGAUACUAAAGAACUUGGUAGAAAUGAUUUCCUGGCUUGUGAAAAUAAACUGGAUCUAGGAAUGAAUGAAGAAUAUCCUUCCAAGAAUCUAUGUUACUUUAAUAAUCAGGAAGAGAAGACAAAGGAAUUUGCAGAAAAUGAACCCUUGUCUCAGGAAAACCAGUCAUUGGGACCAGAAGAAUCUGAAAGUGAAUCUGUAUAUUCUGUUGUGGAACAACAUUCUUUGCCUUUAAAGAAAAAGAAAAACAAAGCCAAAGCACACUCAACUUCUUGUAGUAAGAUACAAAGUAGAGAUUCUGAUCACUUAGUCAGUAAACAAAUGAAUUUUUCUCAAUUUAGUGGAGAUCAGACUUUGAUUGGAAAUGAAUCAAUAACACCGUAUGCUUGUUUUUUUGGACCGUCAGUAAAGAAGGUUAAAGCAGGAUGGCUGGAUAAACUAUCCCCUCAAGGCAAACGUGUGUUUCAGAAGCGCUGGGUUAAAUUUGAUGGAGACAGCAUUUCUUAUUACAAUAACGAAAAGGAAGUAUUCUCAAAGGGAAUAAUACUGCUCUCUGCUAUAGCAACAGUAAGAGUUCAUGGGGAGAAUAAAUUUGAAGUUGUCACAUCCCAUAGGACUUUUGUUUUCCGUGUGGAUAAAGAAGAAGAAAGAAAUGACUGGGUUAAUACGAUGCUCAAUGCCUUGAAAUUGCUGUCUGAUAAUAAAGCUCAGUCUCGAACUUCUGUCGCCCCUGAGAAAAGCGGAUACCUUGAGCUGAAGGGAUACAAAGCCAAAAUCUUUAUUGUACUUCAGGGGAGUACUGUAUGGAUCUGCAAAAAUGAGCAGGAUUUUAAGACUGGAUUUGGUAUCACUUUGAUCCCUAUGAACGUGGCAAAUGUAAAACAAGUGGAUCGGACUGCAAAGCAAUCUUUUGAAAUAAUUACUCCUUAUAAAAGCUUUAGCUUUACAGCAGAGUCGGAAAGAGAGAAACAAGACUGGAUUGAAGCACUCCAGCAAUCGAUAGCAGAAACUCUAUCUGAUUAUGAAGUAGCUGAGAAGAUUUGGUUCAAUGAGUCCAACAGGAGCUGUGCUGACUGUAAAGCUCCCAGUCCUGACUGGGCAUCCAUCAAUCUCUGUGUUGUCAUAUGUAAGAAGUGUGCAGGACAACACAGAUCUUUAGGACCAAGAGAUUCAAAGGUCCGGAGUCUGAAAAUGGAUGCCAGUAUUUGGAGCAAUGAACUUAUUGAGCUCUUUAUUGUCAUUGGAAAUAAGAGGGCAAACAGUUUUUGGGCAGGAAAUCUUCCUCCUGAUGAAGAGCUGCAUAUGGAUGCCCCUGCAGAAAAAAGGAUAGCAUUCAUUACACAAAAAUACAAAGAGGGAAAAUUCAGGAAAGCACCUUUUCUCUACAAAACCAAGGAACAGUUGAAUAAGGCCCUGUGUGCUGCUGUAGUCAAGCAAGACGUGCUAGAAACUCUGAUGUUACUCUUUAGUGGGGCUGAUGCUAUGUGUGCCACUGGAGACCCUGUUUACAGUACUCCAUAUUUAUUAGCCAAGAAAGCUGGACAAAGACUGCAGAUGGAAUUCCUGUACCAUAAUAAGUUUUCAGAUUUCCCAAACUAUGAUACUUGUUUUGAAAGUGGCUUCUCUGAAGAUUCUUCACAUUCUACCUUUCUUUGUGAAUUCUUAUACAAAGUUUCCUCUAAUGCUGCUAAGCUUCUUACAGAGAAAAAAUUAACAGAAGAUUGCAACAAAAGAUGGUGCACUUUGGAAAGUGGCUUUCUGAGCUACUAUGAAAAUGAUAAAACUACCACUCCUAAUGGUAUGAUUGACAUCAAUGAAGUUAUCUGUCUUGUAGUACAAAAGACAGACUUCUUUUCAAAUAGAGGGGACAUCUUUACCUUUGAAAUCUACUUAAUGUCAGAACGUGUUUUUCAAUUUGGAGCUGAAACUGCAUAUGCACAAAGAAAAUGGACUUGGGCAAUAGCUAAGCAUUUUGUUCCCCCUGUGGCUGAAUCCUUGUUAGAGAGAGACUUUGACCUGAUUGGCCAGCUGUACUACAAAGAUCGCCAUAACCUGGAUGAGUGGAGAAAAGGCUGGUUUGCCAUAGAGAAGUCGAGCCUUUAUUUUUGUCUUGAAAUGGCGAAUGCUGAAGAAGAGUCCAUAUAUCUAAGAAGGUUGCAAGAACUAACAACCAGUAGUGUGAUGCAAAAUGGAGAGAAAAUAGAUGUCCUGCUGCUCGUUGAAAAAGGAAGAACGCUAUACAUCCAUGGCCAUACAAAGCUGGAUUUCAUGGUCUGGUAUACUGCAAUUGAAAAAGCAGCAAGUACAGAUGGUAAUGCUUUACAAGAUCAGCAGCUCAGCAAAAAUGAUGUUCCUAUUAUAGUGAACAGCUGUAUAGCAUUUGUUACACAGUAUGGUUUAGGUAGUAAGCAGAUCUACCUUAAGAGUGGUGACUCUUCCAAUGUGGCUGAACUGCUGGAAAGCUUCAAAAAAGAUGCGAGGAGUGUUAAGCUAAGAGCAGGAAAACAUCAGCUUGAAGAUGUGACUGAUGUAUUGAAAAGUUUUCUUUCUCAAAUAGAUGAUGCACUUCUCACUAAAGAACUUUACCCAUUCUGGAUCUCUGCAUUAGAUACACAGAAUGAAAAGGAACGUGUGAGGAAAUAUGGAGCUUUUAUUCAUUCGCUUCCACCAGUCAACAGAGCAACUCUGGCUGCUUUAAUUGAACAUCUUUACAGGGUGCAGAAGUGUUCUGAAAUUAAUCAUAUGAACCCUCACAAUUUAGCCAUGGUGUUUUCCUCAUGCUUAUUUCAAACUAAAGGCCAAACUAGUGAAGAAGUGAAUGUAAUUGAAGAUCUAAUUAAAAAUUAUGUGCAACUUUUUCAUAUAAAUGAAGACCAGGUCAAACAAAUGGAUAUAGAGAACAGCUUUAUUACCAAGUGGAAAGACACUCAGGUUUCCCAGGCUGGAGAUUUGCUUAUUGAAGUUUAUGUGGAAAGAAAGGAGCCAGACUGUAGUAUUAUCAUCAGGGUAUCACCUUUGAUGGAAGCAGAGGAAUUAACUAAUGAUGUUUUAGGAAUCAAAAACAUUAUUCCCAACAAAGAUGAUAUCUGGGCUGCUUUUGAAGUACUUGAAAAUGGAGAACUUGAACGUCCUCUGCAUUAUACAGAGAAUGUACUAGAACAAGUUCUUCACUGGAGUUCACUACCGGAGCCUGGCACUGCAUAUCUGAUCAUAAAAAGAUUUCUAACAGCAGACAUGAUGAACCGGUACAGUGAGAAAAAUGAGAAAGGUAGCGUGAAAGCAGGCAAUUUGAAGUACAAAGAAGAACCACCAAAACUACUGUCUGGAAGCAAGUUUCAAGACCGUUAUUUUGUGUUACGGGAAGGAAAUUUGCUUCUUUAUAAGGAUAUGAAGGCUAGUAAACCUGAAAAAGUGUUGCCUGUCAAUUCCCUGAAGCUGUAUCUUGGAGUAAAAAAGAAAAUGAAACCACCAACAAACUGGGGACUUGCAGUAUUUUCUGAAAAGCAGCAGUGGUAUAUAUGUUGUGAUGGACAAGAUGUGCAGAUGGAGUGGCUGAUCAGUAUUUUUAUUGCACAGCAUGCAGAUAUAUGGCCACCUGCUGGAAAAGCAAGAAAACAGUCCAUAACUAAAAGUCCAAAGAUCAGAGGCUUACCACUGAUUCCUAUUCAUCAGGAGAACACUUGCAAAAUCAGGGGAAAUACAGAAUUUGCUAAGAAUAUAGAACUAAAAACUGGAAAAUCAAGAUUUGGUGAACAUUGUGAAAAUGAAUUUCUGGAGGAAAGAACAAACUUGAAAGAAAAAGCAUCUAUGGUGGCACAAUGUUUGGAAAGAAAGGAGGAGAAAGUGCGGAGUCAUGCAAAAACACAUCGAAGCUUGAUUUCUGAGGAUGUAGGUUCAGGUGUGACUGACUUACACCAAAAACCACAUAAAGCAGUGAAGAAAAAUAAAAACAAAACAAACACAACUACUUUGGAAUUAGAUAACAAAUUGCCAUCGAAGGUGAUUCAGGAACUAAAUACAGUGCUGCAGAAGAAUAGAGCACUUCAUAAUGAAACCUCCAGCUGAUUUCCUGAGUCUGAAGUUUAAUACAUAUACAUAUAUGUAUGUGUGUAUUUAUAUAUAUAUGCAUUUGUGCGUAUUUUCUGUGCAAAAGUAGUUUGUUUUGAUAUGCAUAGUUUGUACAGUGCAGAGAAAAUAUAAUUUGUUUAUAUGCAGCUGUUGAUUUUGUAUAUGUGUAUGCCACAUGUUGUAAUUUAAGAUUGAGCUGAGAGAACUGAUUAUGUAAAACUCCUGAAAUCUGGAAGUUUUCCUGUGCAGUGCAAGGACACCAGGAUUCUAGGAUUUUGUCUAUUAUUUUUUUUUGUUUCAGAUUUUGUUUGAUAUAAUUAUUCUAAGCACUGUCAAAAGGUUUUGCUCUGUUUAUGCUCUGUACACCUUGUAAGUACUGGAGAGAUACUUCUGGAAGGAAGGCAAGAUACAUGCUGAAAUUGAUACUACGGAUCUGCAAUAUUUUUAAUUGUCUAACACUAUAAAAUUAGUAACAUUUGCUUUGAAAUUAGGUUUUCAGUGUUUUUUUUGUAUUCAAGAAUAAAAUAGAUUUGUCCUCUGAAAGAGUGGCAUGUGAAAGAAUCAAAAGUGGGAGAGGAAUGUAGUAGAUGAGAAAAUGUAUUAAUUCUUGUAUCUCAAAACUGUGUCUCUGUGAUGUACAUCUGAUUAUAACAUUUAAGCAAUGAGAGAGCAUAUUGAGAUUACAAAAAGAAGUCUUCAAUGAAACAUCUAAUUUUAAUAGGUACAUGAAAUGGAAUUGUAACAUCAUCUCUUGCUGCUCAAUGGGUUGAAGUAAUUUUAUAAAAAGGCCUUGGUUAGCUCAGAGUGACAAAGGCAGACUUUUCUAUUACUGUUUGGGUACUGCUUGCUUGGUGCUGAGAGUUGCUGGCAUCUCUUGAAUAUUUAGUAUUCACAGGAGAAAUUAAUUUCCUUUACAGAAAUUAGUCUCCACACAAACAAAUUUAUUAGAAUGGUACUGACACACUCAGUUAAGAAGUGACAAAUACUAAAUGAGGGAGGAGAUUAACCCAUCUUUUUACCAUGAGGACAAAGGUGAACAGUAUGCUGUUUGCAGGGACUGGGAAAUGCUUGUGGUACAACUGUAGCACAGCUCUUCUGAGUGUGAGGACAGGUCCCAAGGUUAAGAUAACAGCCUCGUUUGCUGUGUUCUGUCUGUGUAGGUAGCAGUUUCUGAAUAUAUGUGAUUGUAGCACACUGCAGCUACUUCGGUUUUUAAGCCCAGAGUUCCUUACAUUUAAAAAUCAGCAGGUCUCUUCAAAACAAACCUAUUCAAGCAAUGAAAUGAUUUUGUUUUCUUCAGUUGUUUUGUGAAUCUUAUCUUCACUUACCCUUUGGGAUUGCUUACUUCCUAUCUCAUGGCAUAUCCAUUUGUGCUUUGUCCCAUAGCAGCUGGAUGGGCAAAAGGCACUGCUGUGCUGAGGCUGUUUCCAGGUGUUGCAGAUGCUGUCUGGUUAAGCAGCAGGACCCACAGAUCAGAGCACUAAUGAGCUCACAUGGCACAUUUGUUUCAGGGGAGGCAUUAAUAACAGCAUCUGCUUGAUUUUGUUGCUGUCCCUUUUGUAGUCUGACUAGCCAUGCUGCCACAGAUUUCCACCAGUCUUUUAUGAACUUACUGAUGCGUUUGGUGUUUGAUUGGAAUUGGCCAGAUCUCUUAAGGUAGAGGAGAGGAUCUAAAACAAUUUCUUGUUUAUUGGAAAUUGUUUUAAAUAAUUUCUUAAUUACUUAAAAUUUCAGAGGAAAAAAAUUCAAUUUAUCAGCAUCAAUGACAUUUGAUUUUUAUUAGUGGAUAGUUUUGAGGAUGUUUUAUGCUGCUGCUGAUUCCCUCUUCUUCCCGCACAGAAGCAGUAUGCUCACUUAUUCCGUCUUCUAUUUUUGGUAGUCACAGGUGCUGUAACAUUUCUCACACCAUUUACUUCUAUUCUUGAUUGCAUUGAGCAGCUUAAUUGGAAAAAUAAUUUGUUUGAUUGAAGAAAUUAGACAAGUGACUCAAAUGAUGUAUCUGGCAACUCUGCUAGGAAGCACAGAGAAAACGAAAUCCAACUCAAAUAUUUUAUAGUUUUAUUUAUUAUUCUGGAAUAUAGCACUGACAAAGCAAGUCUUUCAGACCUUGCACUUACCUUAUUUGACCAGUUCUUAAAUCUGAAACAAGUUUGUAGAUUUUAAUUUUCCCAGUGCACUAUUGACUGUUUUGCUACCUUUAAUUUGUAUUUGAGCCUCAUCUAAUCACUGAGGCCCUGGCUCAAGAAAGCAUAUCAGCCUGAAUGUAAAUUGUAUUGAUUAAAUCUGGUGCUUAAAGUUAAUAAACACAUUCUUAAAUGCUGAUUUUAAUUGGGGCCUAAUGCCAUCAGGAGAAAAUACUUUACUUUCUGUCUGAGGCUGGACCUGAAUGUACUGUUUACAGUUGUACUUGUAAAUAUUUUUCAGUAUUGAGUUAUGGUUGCUGUAUUGUUUAUCUUUUUAUAGAUCCUUAAAAAUGACAUUCACCUCACUGCUGAAAGCCUCAUGCAUCAUUUAAGCCACUACACUAAUGGAAUAAAUGGAGCAGUAGAGGGGUUUUGUGCAUUGAAGUGAAUAUGUCCAUGAAGAAAAUAUUGUGUAUUUUUUAUUGGAUCUAAGGACUUCAGAAACACUUGCUCUAUUUCAAAAGCAUAUCACAGAUAAAAUAUCUGUAUAACUGCUGUUAAUGGGCCCUAAAAAUCAAGAAGAAAAGAACUUCCAUAAAGUAUGUUUAAAUUUGGGUUUGCACAUAUAUAUACACAAAUACACUAUAUAUGUGUGCGUAUGUUUUUGUGCACAUCCACAAGGCACACUGAAUGAUGACAGUGUUAACCUAAGGAAAACUUAUUUGGGGAAGUAUAAAUUAAAUUUCCAUGAAUUAUUUCAAAUAGGUAUCAAAGUUUUGGACCAAUCAUCUGAUGCAUUAUUGUUGCACUACGAAUUUCAGACUAAUUUAAGACCUGCAGAAUAAAUGUGGUCUGUUGCAAUAUCUUAAUGGCUGCUGAUCUUUUAUUGUUCCUGUGCCAUGUUGUGAACUGGUAAAGGAAGUGUAAUUUUCAGAGAAUUGUAGUUAUUUGAAUAAAUCCUAUUUCUCUAAACUAAGUGAUGG